Homo sapiens (human) is the source of this 1637-nucleotide messenger RNA. It is a transcript of the gene OXER1, whose product is annotated as oxoeicosanoid receptor 1. The transcript has a single exon. The record is from RefSeq and is marked validated. Gene Ontology annotation, cellular component: membrane. Gene Ontology annotation, biological process: G protein-coupled receptor signaling pathway. Gene Ontology annotation, molecular function: G protein-coupled receptor activity. Bases 74 to 1228 code for a protein of 384 amino acids. NCBI's taxonomy places the organism in Eukaryota, Metazoa, Chordata, Mammalia, Primates, Hominidae.
ACUUUGCCCUGAGCACUCCUGCAGGGGUAGAAGACUCCAGAACCUUCUCUCAGGCCCAUGGCCCAAGCAGCCCAUGGAACUUCAUAACCUGAGCUCUCCAUCUCCCUCUCUCUCCUCCUCUGUUCUCCCUCCCUCCUUCUCUCCCUCACCCUCCUCUGCUCCCUCUGCCUUUACCACUGUGGGGGGGUCCUCUGGAGGGCCCUGCCACCCCACCUCUUCCUCGCUGGUGUCUGCCUUCCUGGCACCAAUCCUGGCCCUGGAGUUUGUCCUGGGCCUGGUGGGGAACAGUUUGGCCCUCUUCAUCUUCUGCAUCCACACGCGGCCCUGGACCUCCAACACGGUGUUCCUGGUCAGCCUGGUGGCCGCUGACUUCCUCCUGAUCAGCAACCUGCCCCUCCGCGUGGACUACUACCUCCUCCAUGAGACCUGGCGCUUUGGGGCUGCUGCCUGCAAAGUCAACCUCUUCAUGCUGUCCACCAACCGCACGGCCAGCGUUGUCUUCCUCACAGCCAUCGCACUCAACCGCUACCUGAAGGUGGUGCAGCCCCACCACGUGCUGAGCCGUGCUUCCGUGGGGGCAGCUGCCCGGGUGGCCGGGGGACUCUGGGUGGGCAUCCUGCUCCUCAACGGGCACCUGCUCCUGAGCACCUUCUCCGGCCCCUCCUGCCUCAGCUACAGGGUGGGCACGAAGCCCUCGGCCUCGCUCCGCUGGCACCAGGCACUGUACCUGCUGGAGUUCUUCCUGCCACUGGCGCUCAUCCUCUUUGCUAUUGUGAGCAUUGGGCUCACCAUCCGGAACCGUGGUCUGGGCGGGCAGGCAGGCCCGCAGAGGGCCAUGCGUGUGCUGGCCAUGGUGGUGGCCGUCUACACCAUCUGCUUCUUGCCCAGCAUCAUCUUUGGCAUGGCUUCCAUGGUGGCUUUCUGGCUGUCCGCCUGCCGAUCCCUGGACCUCUGCACACAGCUCUUCCAUGGCUCCCUGGCCUUCACCUACCUCAACAGUGUCCUGGACCCCGUGCUCUACUGCUUCUCUAGCCCCAACUUCCUCCACCAGAGCCGGGCCUUGCUGGGCCUCACGCGGGGCCGGCAGGGCCCAGUGAGCGACGAGAGCUCCUACCAACCCUCCAGGCAGUGGCGCUACCGGGAGGCCUCUAGGAAGGCGGAGGCCAUAGGGAAGCUGAAAGUGCAGGGCGAGGUCUCUCUGGAAAAGGAAGGCUCCUCCCAGGGCUGAGGGCCAGCUGCAGGGCUGCAGCGCUGUGGGGGUAAGGGCUGCCGCGCUCUGGCCUGGAGGGACAAGGCCAGCACACGGUGCCUCAACCAACUGGACAAGGGAUGGCGGCAGACCAGGGGCCAGGCCAAAGCACUGGCAGGACUCAGGUGGGUGGCAGGGAGAGAAACCCACCUAGGCCUCUCAGUGUGUCCAGGAUGGCAUUCCCAGAAUGCAGGGGAGAGCAGGAUGCCGGGUGGAGGAGACAGGCAAGGUGCCGUUGGCACACCAGCUCAGACAGGGGCCUGCGCAGCUGCAGGGGACAGACGCCAAUCACUGUCACAGCAGAGUCACCUUAGAAAUUGGACAGCUGCAUGUUCUGUGCUCUCCAGUUUGUCCCUUCCAAUAUUAAUAAACUUCCCUUUUAAAUAUA